AGCAAACACCAGGAAACAUGAGUGAACCCAGAAAUGGCUUCCUGCUUCAGGAGCAGUCGACGUUUCUUUCUGGCUGCGAGUUACAACUCGUGUCUGUCCUCAGUGGGAACUGCAGGCCGCCUGAGACCCUCAGAGGUGACAUUUUAUUUGUGCGCCCUGUUCCUACGGACUGGCCACACACUGAUGACGUGUGUGGCAGUUUGGUGACAAAGCAGCAGAAAACUUGACCACCUGUUCGGAGAAAAUAAGAAAUAAAGUUGCAGAUCUAAUUAGAACUUCUAUCAAACUGUUGGAGCCGAUUGCUUCUGAUUGUUCAGCCUUUUAAAAUCGAGACAGUUUAUCCUCUAACUUCCUGAUUUGAUUACAUAACGAUUUUUGCUUUUCCAAACAAACCUGCACAUCCUGUUACCGACGUCACGUACCGCGUCGCUCACAGUUUACGUCAUCGGCGCGACACGUGCGGCGCUCUUUCUUUCCCAGUGUUAGCAGUUAGCUGUGCAGCGCGGCGCAGCGGAGAAAGUUUGAGAUUUUUACCGGAUUCUCGGUGAGUUUUAGCUGAAUAUAGACCUCAGAGGAAGAUGGCAGCUGCCGGUGCGCAGGGCAGGAAGAGGCUCCUGAGGGAAGAGGACAUGACCAAGGUGGAGUUUGAAACCAGCGAGGAGGUGGACGUCACCCCCACAUUCGACACCAUGGGCCUCCGAGAGGACCUGCUCCGCGGCAUCUACGCCUACGGUUUUGAGAAGCCAUCGGCCAUCCAGCAGAGAGCCAUCAAACAGAUCAUCAAGGGCCGAGACGUCAUCGCCCAGUCUCAGUCCGGAACGGGAAAGACGGCCACAUUCUGUGUGUCAGUGCUGCAGUGUCUCGACAUCCAGGUGAGGGAGACCCAGGCUCUGAUCCUCGCUCCAACCAGAGAGCUGGCCGGACAGAUUCAGAAGGUGCUGCUGGCUCUGGGAGACUACAUGAACGUCCAGUGUCACGCCUGCAUCGGAGGGACCAACGUGGGAGAGGACAUCAGGAAACUGGACUACGGUCAGCACGUGGUGGCGGGGACUCCUGGACGAGUGUUUGAUAUGAUUCGUCGCAGGAGUCUGAGGACCAGAGCCAUCAAGAUGCUGGUUCUGGACGAAGCUGACGAGAUGCUCAACAAAGGUUUCAAGGAGCAGAUCUACGACGUGUACCGUUACCUGCCUCCGGCCACACAGGUGGUUCUGAUCAGCGCCACGCUGCCGCACGAGAUCCUGGAGAUGACCAACAAGUUCAUGACCGACCCCAUCCGCAUCCUGGUCAAACGUGACGAGCUGACUCUGGAGGGCAUCAAGCAGUUCUUCGUGGCCGUGGAGAGAGAGGAGUGGAAGUUCGACACGCUGUGCGAUCUGUACGACACUCUGACCAUCACUCAGGCCGUCAUCUUCUGCAACACCAAGAGGAAGGUGGACUGGCUGACAGAGAAGAUGAGAGAGGCCAACUUCACGGUGUCGUCGAUGCACGGAGACAUGCCUCAGAAAGAGAGGGAGUCCAUCAUGAAGGAGUUCAGAUCCGGAGCCAGUCGCGUGUUGAUCUCCACCGACGUUUGGGCUCGAGGUUUAGACGUUCCUCAAGUUUCUCUGAUCAUCAACUACGACCUGCCGAACAACCGAGAGCUCUACAUCCACAGGAUUGGUCGCUCUGGUCGUUAUGGUCGUAAGGGCGUGGCCAUCAACUUUGUGAAGAACGACGACAUCAGGAUCCUGCGGGACAUCGAGCAGUACUACUCCACCCAGAUCGACGAGAUGCCCAUGAACGUGGCCGAUCUGAUCUGACCUGGACGACGUCACCUGAUGUCACGUCGGAGCCCCGCCCCUUUUACUUCUGUUAUUUCCUGUCUGUUUUUGAAGUUUUAGAGUAUUUCUUGAUUUGAGUGUUGAGGUGAAAACGACUGUAAGACUCCAGAUUUGGUUUUGUAAAUAAAGUUGUUUUGGUUCCA
Molecule: messenger RNA, 1963 nt
Organism: Siniperca chuatsi (mandarin fish)
Lineage: Eukaryota; Metazoa; Chordata; Actinopteri; Centrarchiformes; Sinipercidae
Gene: eif4a3
Product: eukaryotic translation initiation factor 4A3
Exons: 12
Coding region: 579-1799 (406 amino acids)
Cellular component (GO): nucleolus; catalytic step 2 spliceosome
Molecular function (GO): mRNA binding; ATP binding; RNA helicase activity
Source: RefSeq, a predicted model, not a curated record